Messenger RNA from Triticum dicoccoides, 520 nucleotides. RefSeq names its product putative calcium-binding protein CML19. Bases 73 to 519 code for a protein of 148 amino acids. The record is from RefSeq and is a predicted model, not a curated record. The transcript has a single exon. Gene Ontology annotation, molecular function: calcium ion binding. Lineage: Eukaryota; Viridiplantae; Streptophyta; Magnoliopsida; Poales; Poaceae.
ACAUUAACACACGGCCACACACUGCUACCACAGCCACUAAUCUCAGGUGAUCACCGAAUCAAGCAGGCGAAGAUGGUGCACGCCGCGACAGCCGAGCGCUUCAGCAGCGUGUUCGCCUCCUUCGACCGCGACGCCGACGGCAAGAUCUCGGCGGCGGAGCUGCGGCAGUGCAUGAAGGCGGCGCUGGGCGAGGACGUUUCGGUGGAGGACGCCGAGGCGCUCGUGGCAUCGGCAGAUGCCGACGGCGACCGGCUGCUGAAUGAGGAGGAGUUCCUCAAGCUGCUGGCGCGGCCGGAGACAGAGGCGGAGGAGGAGCGGUGCAGGGGGCUGAGGGAGGCGUUCGCGAUGUACGAGGUGAAGGGAGAAGGCUGCAUCACGCCGGCGAGCCUGAUGCGGAUGCUCGCCAGGCUGGGGUCCGAGCAGGGCAUCGAGGAGUGCCGCGCCAUGAUCCGCAGUUUUGAUCUGAAUGGAGAUGGAGUUGUUUGCUUCGACGAGUUCAAGGUCAUGAUGGAUGCCUAGC